UGAGAGUAAAUGCGGAGACGCAGGGAGGUCUAGAACAGAAGCGUAAGCAGGAGAAAGAGAUGGCAUCUUCUGUGGUGAAGAACGUGUUGAAGGCGAUUAAAGAGAGAGGUCUCGGCACCUUCAUAAGGGAACUCAGGGAAGAAGGCUACACGAAGUGUCUCUUGGAUGGAAACCUUUUGCAAACCAAAAUCCACAACAUAGGUGCAACUGUCAUAGGUGUUGAUAAGUUUGGCAACAAGUACUAUGAGAAGCUUGGGGACACCCAAUAUGGAAGGCACAGGUGGGUUGAAUACGCAGAGAAGGGUCGGUACAAUGCAUCUCAGGUCCCACCAGAAUGGCAUGGUUGGCUCCAUCACAUGACUGAUCACACGGGGGACGAGCUUCUGAUGCUGAAACCAAAGAGGUACGGGGUAGAACACAAGGAGAAUUUCUCUGGAGAGGGUGAUGAGUUUAUCUACCAUUCCAAAGGGCAUGCACUCAAUCCAGGGCAAAGAGACUGGACAAGAUACCAACCUUGGCAACCUGCCAAGACUGAGUAAUUUCUUUCAGAUCCACUUUUGGGAGAGCUCUAAAAUCUGAAAAUUUUCCAUCUAUUAUCAUGAAUAAGUAAUCUCUUGUUUUAAGCAGUAGACAUGUAUUCACCUUAAGAAAAGUGUGAAUAAUUCCAUAAACUGACUGAUGGAUCCUGUUUCAUCGGUUUAUUGCCAUUAUCCUUUCAUAUCCUCCACAAUUUACAGAUACAGGUGAUGUUUGGGUGAUGCAAGCAUGAUAAAUUCUUUGGAACAUGUAAUCGCCUGAGCAAAAGUUUGAUGAGGGAUCAAAUAGAUUUCACUUGUGAUUAGUUCA
This is a messenger RNA of Carica papaya (papaya), 846 nucleotides long. RefSeq names its product NADH:ubiquinone oxidoreductase, 17.2kDa subunit. The record is from RefSeq and is a predicted model, not a curated record. Gene Ontology annotation, biological process: response to oxidative stress. Gene Ontology annotation, cellular component: respiratory chain complex I; membrane. Lineage: Eukaryota; Viridiplantae; Streptophyta; Magnoliopsida; Brassicales; Caricaceae.